Molecule: messenger RNA, 1090 nt
Organism: Brachypodium distachyon (stiff brome)
Lineage: Eukaryota; Viridiplantae; Streptophyta; Magnoliopsida; Poales; Poaceae
Product: HVA22-like protein a
Exons: 6
Coding region: 215-787 (190 amino acids)
Source: RefSeq, a predicted model, not a curated record
UGACAAACGUACACCGGAAAGACAGUCAUCAAAUCUACCAAGGCGUGGGUCGGAUGCUGGAGGAAGGGUGAAGGAACAAGAAGACGAAAAAGUUUGGUAGGUGGCCUCCAAAACCAGACCCCGCGGCUCGAAGAAAUCAGCGUUUCCUUCUAUCUACUUCCGCUUUCCCUUCUUCCCAGAUUCGCUGUUCCGGAGAGCAGGGUGUGCGGCAGAAAUGGGGUCCGGAUCUGCAUCUUUCCUCAAGGUGGUGGUCAAGAACUUGGACGUUCUUGCUGGGCCCAUAAUUUCACUGGCUUAUCCUCUAUAUGCGUCUGUUCGUGCAAUAGAAACAAAAUCUGCUGUUGAUGAUCAGCAAUGGCUCACUUACUGGGUGUUGUACUCGUUUAUCACUCUGUUUGAACUUACAUUUGCUCCAGUAAUUGAAUGGCUCCCUUUCUGGUCUUAUGGAAAACUGUUUUUCAAUUGCUGGUUGGUCUUGCCUUACUUCAAUGGUGCUGCGCAUGUUUAUGAGCAUUUUGUGAGGCCAAUGAUUGUUAACCAGCAAGUAGUGAACAUUUGGUAUAUUCCCAAAAAGGAAGAUUCAAGUCAAUCUGAUGAUGUAAUCUCAGCUGCACAGAAGUACAUAGAACAAAAUGGAUCAAAAGCAUUCGAGACUCUUGUUAACAAGUUUAAGGCUUCCAACCCGAGGCGAUCAAUCUUGGAGGAAGUAGAGGUGGAAAGGAGGGCCAGGGCUCAACGAGAAUCAGAAGCACGGGAUGUGAAUCCAUUCUUCCACCAAAAUUACUGAUACCAGACUAUUUUGUUCAGACGUCAGGAAUUGACAAAGACCAACUUGAAGGGAGAAGUCUAGAGGAUGAUAUUUAGGUUUAAUAUUAUGUAGCUGAAAAAUCAUGAGAUGUAAAUAGGUUCUGGCUUUGGAUGGUUGUAGGAGUCUGGGUUCUGUGAUGUUCAUGUCAUGAAUCUGUUAGAGGUGACUGAAAUUUCAGUGUGCAUGUCAUUGAUUAUUUGAUCUCGAAGGUUCGUGUUUCAGUGGUUGCUUUACCGUUCAGUAUUUGUAAAAAAAUAAGACCUAUACCUGAACUAUAGCUCA